AUGAACGCUUCUCAGACACUUGACUCACAGCUCCUCGAUUUCCUGCUGCUGGAAACAAAUGGCUCCAGCAAGCGCCCAGCCAGCGCCAUGUCCAGCAUCUCUGAACGCAAUGAUCGACAGCGACACUCUGGAGGUGACGGCUCUGAUAAAGAUGAAGGGUGCCUGCUUGUGGGACAGCAACCAUACACCGAGCGUGUAGAGCCCUUGGGCAACUACGAGACGUCGCCGACACCGUUGGUUCCUCAUCUCGGGGCGAAAGGGCAUCGAUCAACUGAUGAUCACGACUCACCGCAACCACGAGAUACUGAGAUAGAAAUCGAAUUGAAUACGGAAGACCUGUCUUGUCAGACAGGCAAGAACUUCAUUGAGUUCGUCUCCACGCCUUAUAGCUCUGCGACAAGCGCCAUUAGAUCGUCCGAACAAGAGCCUGGCAUUACAAAUCCAACUGCGGCUGUUCUGCCAGACGAAGGCAAGCACGAGGAUGCAAGCGGCCCCGAGAUGGCACCUAAGGCACCUACCACUGUCUUACGAAAUGCCGAGACCCGACAGCCGCUUUUGCCCGUUUACCUUUUCCUGUGGUGUCGCUUUCGGGCACAGAAGGAAGAUAUCUGUCCUGCUGAAGUGAUCCAGGACAUACCUGAUCCCGAGCAUUCCGACAUGCAGAAUCCGCUCACCACCAAGUGGCAAAUCCUAGGUCCAAAGCCGAAGCCGUCGGAUCAUUCCUCGGUCAAAGCUCAGGUCAGGCAACAGUUCGAACAGCUCGGCAUUCCAAACGUGCGAGAAUCCGAUGUCCGCAUUCUUCCAAACACUGGACGUGGGACCUAUAUAGUCAUUGCUUUUGACAGCGAAACGAAGUUCAAUCAUGCAAUCCAUUUAGAGUCCAUUUGGCUUGGCGACGUCAAGUGCAAGCUGAUCGCAGGCUUUCCACGAUGGACUGCCGACUACACCAUACUGAAGAGUGACGGCCACUGCUCCAACGUCAAUCACGAGAGCCUAAUGAACAGCAUCUGUGAUGUAGUCAAGAGGGCUGUCGAACCGGUGUUCUUCUUGAUCAAAAUGUCACAGACUCAAACUCUCAACGCCGAUGGUACUGUCACCCUGGGAGAAAGUAAAUUUGCCGGCACUGUAUGGAUCCUCGGGAAGCUUAUUCCAGGAAGAUCGCUGUCGCAGUUGCCUGCCUUUGUCAGUUCGCCAGGAACCCCCGUUGCACCACUCUUCUUUCAUGGAAGGGGCCAUGCCUGCUCUAAAUGCCCUUCAGCAAUACCGCCGCACCGCCCAGCCGACUGUCCCAAGAGAGUGUGCUCUAACUGCCAUCGCAUCGAGGCUCUCGCCCUACAAGCCGUACUUAAAGCUGUAGAGCUUGCCGAUAGCAGGAAGACGGAGGAUUGA
Molecule: messenger RNA, 1389 nt
Organism: Pseudozyma hubeiensis SY62
Lineage: Eukaryota; Fungi; Basidiomycota; Ustilaginomycetes; Ustilaginales; Ustilaginaceae
Exons: 1
Coding region: 1-1389 (462 amino acids)
Source: RefSeq, a predicted model, not a curated record